GGUUUAUUACAAGCCACGCCUCUCCGUCGCUUCUCAUUCAGCAAAAGAGAAGUUUCGAUGGAAAAGAUCUGACUAACCACGGGAGCGAAAGAAAAUUAACCAUUUAUAUCUACGGUCCCUUUCGGAAUAGCCCGUCCGUCUCGCGUCCGUGUGCAGAUGCGAUUUCGGGCGCACGUACGCGUAUCUGCGUUCGCGUCUAAACAAGCAGACAGUAUGUCAGAUCACGCACCACGAAUGUGCAGAUGCAGAAAGCCAGAGAGACAGGACACCUGUUAACGCAGCCAUUGUUGUUGUGUUACUCCGGACUACCUUAAAACUGUGACGCCAGGUUGCCAUGGAAACUGGUUUACGCUACUGGGUCUGAGCGAGCGAGAAAACAGUGCGAGACAUUUAGGAGUUUCAUUUUCAGCACCACGCUCCGCCUGGACAGCGACUGCUCUCUCUCAACCCCAGCCCGCCUCUCCCGCAGUCCUCUUACCUGACUCGCUCUCCUCACCUGGCACGGCGGACUGGAAACCACCCGGAGCCCCCAAAAGGCUUGCACUGCCGAAGUCUUUCGGUAACUAUAAAACAUGACGGAGCACUUGGACCGCAGGUUCCACAACCUCACCAGGGAGCAGGUGGAGACCCUAGAUCAGGUGCUCACAGAGGUGAUACCCAUUCACGGCAGGGGCAACUUCCCCACCCUGGAGGUGAAGCCCAAGGACAUCAUCCACGUGGUGAAGGACAGGCUGGUGGAGAAGGAGAUCACUGUCCGUGACGUCCGGCUGAAUGGCUCCACUGCCAGUCACGUCCUCGUGAAGGAGAAUGGCACCAGCUACAAGGACCUGGACAUCAUCUUCGGGGUGGAGCUGCCCAAGCAGGAGGACUUCCAGAUCAUCAAGGAGGUCGUCCUGGGCUGCCUGCUGGACUUCCUGCCCAAGUGCGUCAACAAGGACAAGAUCACCGCGCUGACCAUGAAGGAGGCAUACGUGCAGAAGAUGGUGAAGGUCUUCACCGAGCACGACCGCUGGAGCCUCAUCUCCCUGUCCAACAACAGCGGGAAGAACGUGGAGCUCAAGUUCGUCAACUCCCUGCGCCGCCAGUUCGAGUUCAGUGUGGACUCCUUCCAGAUCAUCCUCGACCGCAUGCUGGAGUCAUACCAGGAGACGGAACAGAGGCAAGGAAGUACAGCCUGGUCCAGAGGAAGGGCCCUGGGGGACAAUGCUUCCUUAACCCAGGGUGCCAGCCAAACGGCAGCCGCCUGUGAGGAAGUGCUGUCCUCAAGCAAAGAUUCAAAUGAGCAGAGUGAGGGACCCGCUGUCCCCAGCAUGGUGUCACCAACUCCACCACAGGACUGGCUAGGCCUAGAAAACCCAUCGGCCGGCCCUUCCAAGGAUGUGCCAGCUCAGAACGAAGAACAGCACCACCAAGCUGAAGGAACGUCAGCUGAAACAGAGGGCACUCCCCUCUCAGAAAGAAAGGAACCGGUGGUGGGCACAGAGUUGCAGGUGGAGGAUAGUGUGUUAUUAACAGUGAGAGAGGAGUUAGAGGCCAGACUCUGUAAAUCACAGAAGGACGGAGAGGAGACUCCGGAGACAGACCAGAACAAACUGCUGACCGUGGUACCAGAAGCAGAGGAAUGUGUUGCUCAAGAAUCAGACCAGGAAGAGUUAGGGCUUACCACCCCAAAGGUCUUACCACCCCAGACCCACACGUCUCCCACCAAAGACUCCCAGGACACGGUUGUUGAACUGCCAGCUCCAGCUCAGAAUCACAGCAGCAAAGAACUGCCAUCACAGGCCCCCAGCAAUGGGUCACAGGCCCCUGCUAAAAAGUCCUCAGCUGUGCCUAGUCAGCUCCUUUGCCCCGUAAAGACAUUCACAGAGAAGGAGUCACGAGGCCAAAGUAUUAAACUACCAGAUCUUGCUAAAGAGCCAACAUCUCAAGAACCAGAAUCCUUGAGAGAGGUCCCCAUGACCACAGCCGAACAACCUCCCUCCGAGCAUCCAGAGUCUCAGGUUAACAGCUCCGAAGCCGAAGCCAAGGAGAGGCGUGCUGAUGGUGCGGCUUUGCCAACCCCAGCCACAAACGCCACGGUAAAGGACAAAAACACACUGGCCGCGGGCAGAGGAACACAGAGUCAGAGCUCUCAGCCGACUGCCCCUGCCCCUGAAGUACCCCUACAGGGUAAAGACUCAAAGCCAGGAGACCAAGCCAAUGAAGGUCAAGAAAUGGGGGAGAGGGAGAGCUUUCCUGUGGUCCUGCCCGAGGCAUCGGAGCCAGCUCUGCAGGCCAAGGAUUCAACGAGCAAGGCAGGAGAUUUGCCAAGCCAGGUCAGGGAGGCAGGGAAUUCUCAAGGCACCAGCAGGGAAUUGCCGGAGAUCAUGGUGGUGGCAGAGAGCAUGUACGGAGAUUUCGAGCAGGCGAUGGACCACCUGCGGUACCGGCUGAUAGCCACCCGCAACCCGGAGGAGAUCCGCGGUGGGGGGCUGCUCAAGUACAGCAACCUGCUGGUGCGGGACUUCAAGCCGGCCAGCGAGACGGAGAUCAAGACCCUGGAGCGCUACAUGUGCUCGCGCUUCUUCAUCGACUUCCCGGACGUCAACGAGCAGCAGCGCAAGAUCGAGUCCUACCUGCGCAACCACUUCAUCGGCGAGGAGAAGAGCAAGUACGACUACCUGAUGACCCUGCGGAGGGUGGUGAACGAGAGCACCGUCUGCCUGAUGGGCCACGAGCGGCGGCAGACCCUCAACAUGAUCACCAUCCUGGCCCUCAAGGUCCUGGGGGAGCAGAACAUUAUCCCCAACACUUCCAACGUCACCUGCUUCUACCAGCCAGCCCCGUACAUAGCGGACCGCAACUUCAGCAACUACUACGUGGCUCACGGGCAGCCGCCCUUGGUCUACCACCCUUACCCCUUGCACAUUCACAUGCAGACUGGGCUGGUGUAGCGGGGCCGCGCGGCAGGGCCGACGGGGCCGCCGGGAUCUCGGCAGCAGUGAGGAUAGCGCGGAGCGGAGCUCAAUUUCGGAAAAAAACAGAAAACAAGAAAAAAAAAAUGGACAGGCCAACCCAAAAUCAAACACAAGUGAAAAACGCGUGCAAGUGCAAAAGAAUCCGCGCGGCGACCGUCCUGACCAGGGCCUCAGAGAAAAAUAACCGAGAGCACGCGACAAAAUCAGAGAUAAAAGUAUUGGUCCGCGG
Molecule: messenger RNA, 3186 nt
Organism: Lepisosteus oculatus (spotted gar)
Lineage: Eukaryota; Metazoa; Chordata; Actinopteri; Semionotiformes; Lepisosteidae
Gene: tent5d
Product: terminal nucleotidyltransferase 5D
Biological process (GO): mRNA stabilization
Molecular function (GO): RNA binding; poly(A) RNA polymerase activity
Source: RefSeq, a predicted model, not a curated record